This is a messenger RNA of Nicrophorus vespilloides, 1664 nucleotides long. RefSeq names its product selenide, water dikinase (gene Sps1). The transcript is spliced from 3 exons. The record is from RefSeq and is a predicted model, not a curated record. Gene Ontology annotation, biological process: L-selenocysteine biosynthetic process. Gene Ontology annotation, cellular component: cytoplasm. Bases 1 to 1221 code for a protein of 406 amino acids. Lineage: Eukaryota; Metazoa; Arthropoda; Insecta; Coleoptera; Silphidae. Gene Ontology annotation, molecular function: selenide, water dikinase activity; ATP binding.
AUGGGCGAUUAUCAGGUGACAAAUGUGCAACAGGACGCACUCGGUGCUGUACAAUUGGAGCUGGGGAAUCCCAACGCGUUGGCCCUCCGUAGACCUUUCGAUCCGCUUGCCCACGAUUUGGAGCCAAGUUUUCGCUUGACGCGAUUCGCUGAUUUGAAAGGACGCGGUUGCAAAGUCCCCCAAGAAGUCCUCAACAAGCUUGUCGAGGGUCUCCAGCAAGACUACAACAAUGCAGCAGAACACGAACAUGCUCACUUCAUGCAUAUGGCUAUACCCAGGAUCGGCAUUGGAUUGGAUUGCUCGGUGACACCUCUACGUCAUGGGGGUUUGUGUCUUGUACAAACUACAGACUUCUUCUAUCCACUUGUUGAUGAUCCCUACAUGAUGGGCAAAAUUGCCUGUGCCAAUGUUCUCAGUGACUUGUAUGCAAUGGGAGUUACAGAAUGUGAUAAUAUGCUCAUGUUACUGGGAGUUAGCACCAAAAUGACGGAGAAGGAAAGAGAUGUUGUUAUUCCAUUAAUAAUGAGGGGAUUUAAAGAUUCAGCACUAGAAGCAGGAACUACAGUAACUGGUGGACAAACUGUAGUCAAUCCUUGGUGCACUAUUGGCGGAGUUGCUUCAACUGUAUGCCAACCAAAUGAGUAUAUUGUACCAGAUAACGCCGUUGUUGGCGAUGUUUUGGUCCUGACGAAACCUUUAGGAACACAGGUUGCUGUUAACGCGCACCAAUGGUUGGACCAGCCGGAAAGAUGGAAUCGUAUCAAGUUGGUGGUAAGCGAAGAGGAUGUCAGGAAAGCUUAUCACAGAGCCAUGGAUUCGAUGGCUCGCUUAAAUCGCAUUGCAUCCCGCUUAAUGCACAAAUAUAAUGCUCAUGGUGCAACAGAUGUUACUGGCUUCGGUCUUUUAGGACACGCGCAAACUCUGGCGUCGCAUCAGAAGAACGAAGUAUCGUUUGUUAUUCACAAUCUCCCAGUAAUUGCGAAAAUGGCAGCCGUUGCCAAAGCCUGCGGAAACAUGUUCCAACUGCUCCAAGGACAUUCCGCCGAGACCUCAGGAGGACUCUUAAUCUGCUUACCAAGGGAGCAAGCGGCUGCCUACUGCAAGGAUAUCGAGAAGCAAGAAGGAUACCAAGCCUGGAUUAUUGGAAUCGUGGAGAAAGGCAAUCGCACUGCUCGCAUCAUCGACAAACCAAGAGUUAUUGAGGUCCCAGCUAAAGAAUAAAUCUAUAUGCCCAUUCAUAUUCCGCUUAAAUAUAUUUUUUAAAAACUAUAUAUAGGUAUGCAGAUAAUAUUUUUAACUGCCUGUGCUUAUAGUUUAGCGUGGAUCGUAAUGAGAAUUUGAAUUGAAAAUCAAAAUUCUUACUAAAUUUUCAUACUAGAGAACAUAUAAUGAAGAUGGUUUUUUUUUUAUAUUAUUAACUAUAUAUUUUAGUUUGAUAUUUCACAGGCUGAGUUUUUUUCUGUACAUUAUUCUCUUUAAUUUUGUUUUUGUCUUCUUAGGGUUAAAAAUAAGUAAUGUAGUAUUUGUAAACAUGCAUACAGACACUAUUUUGUAAGAUACGAUGAUAAAAGAGAAAUAAAAUAUACAAUAUGUUUCGACAACUUCCAAAACUCGGAAUUGGUGUAAUAUUAGAUUUUCUUAAUGAAAUAAACCUUAAAUAAUAA